Molecule: messenger RNA, 3943 nt
Organism: Silurus meridionalis
Lineage: Eukaryota; Metazoa; Chordata; Actinopteri; Siluriformes; Siluridae
Gene: itga9
Product: integrin, alpha 9
Exons: 28
Coding region: 289-3384 (1031 amino acids)
Biological process (GO): integrin-mediated signaling pathway; cell-cell adhesion; cell-matrix adhesion
Cellular component (GO): external side of plasma membrane; integrin complex
Molecular function (GO): integrin binding
Source: RefSeq, a predicted model, not a curated record
UGAAGCUCGUGCGUAAUACUGAGUGCGUCUUGGCGCGAGCUCAGUAGACCAGGAGCAGCGGUUCACAGGCAGAUGAUCAGGCUGAAGCUCCUCCACCUCGAUCUCCUCCCUCUGCCUUCUCUUCCCGAGAGCCCUGUCUCUGAUCUCCAUGCUGUGGACGAUCUGUUUCAACAAACUUUUGCGAGUUACAGAUUUCAUGUAGCUUCCAAAGUCCACCAUUGAGACCAUCGACUUCAGCUCGCUCCUCACGGUUCCUCUCUGUUUGCCCCUCUUACCCCUGCGCCGAGGAUGAUGUGCACGCGCGCGGGGCAGUUGUGGAGAAGCGGGAUGUUUGAUGUCCUGUGCGCGUGCUUGCUGUUUUCUGCGGUCUGUGGGUUCAACAUCGACCUGGAGCACGCGCUGCUUUUCCGCGGAGAGAACCAGACGUUUUUUGGCUUCUCGGUUCUGGAGCAUUUCCACGACAACACACGAUGGAUCCUGGUUGGAGCUCCUCGGGCGAAUUCCUCCUACAGUAAAUCAGUUCAGUCUCCUGGAGCCGUGUUUAAGUGCCGUGUUCACAGCAACCCGAAGAACCGGUGCACGGAGAUCGACCUGGGCAGAGGUGGUAAAGACGGGGAGUCUUGUGGAAAGACGUGCCAAGGGGACAGGAAUGAUGAGUGGAUGGGAGUCAGUCUGGCGAGACAAAACAAACCCAACGGAAAAGUUCUGGCCUGUGCACAUCGCUGGAAAAACGUGUACUACAAGUCAGAGCACAUCCUGCCGCAUGGCUACUGCUCUGUGAUUCCCUCGACGUUACAGGGCAAGGCACAGCCUCUCAUUCCAUGUUACGAAGAUCAUAAGAAGAUGUAUGGAGAAGAACAUGGCUCAUGCCAAGCAGGGAUCGCAGGAGCUUUCAUGGAGGAGCUGGUGGUGAUGGGAGCACCAGGAUCAUACUACUGGACUGGGACAGUGAAAGUGUUCAACAUCACCUCCAAUACACAAUACAGCCUGAACAAACACCAGCUGAGUUCUCAAAGAUACAGUUACUUGGGCUAUGCAGUGACAGCAGGUCACUUCUCCUCAACAUCUGCCAUCGAUAUUGCUGCUGGAGCUCCUCAGGAUGGUGGUAAAGGAAAAGUUUACGUCUUCAAAGUCGACGGAGUUUCUCUCGUGAAGGUCUUUCAAGCUUCAGGGACAAUGAUGGGCUCUUACUUUGGCUCCUCACUGUGUGCAGUUGACCUGAACGCAGACGGAUUCUCAGACCUGCUGGUCGGGGCACCGAUGUUCAGUGAAGUUCGGGAUGAAGGCCAGGUGUCUGUUUACAUCAGCAGAGGCAACGGAGUGAUGGAGGAAGCAGUCGUUUUGAAUGGGAAAAAUUCCUACAACGCUCAUUUUGGAGAGUGUAUCAGUGCCCUCGGGGACAUCGAUGAUGACGGGUAUCAAGAUGUAGCGAUUGGAGCUCCUAAAGAAGAUGACUUUGGGGGUGUGGUUUAUAUCUACCACGGAGAUCCUACAGGAAUAGUCAACAAGUACUCGAUGAGGUUGUCUGGACGAAGCUUCAGUCCAACCAUCCAGAUGUUCGGCCAGUCAAUAUCCGGCAGCAUGGACAUGGAUGGGAACGGAUAUCCAGAUGUGACGAUCGGUGCGUUCAUGGCAGACAGUGUGGUGUUAUUAAGGUCUAAACCGGUCAUCACAGUGGACGUCUCAAUCUUUCUGCCGGCCUCCAUAAACAUCACCGUACCUCAGUGUCAUGAAGGUCCACAGCAUCUGAACUGCUUUAAGGUCACUGUGUGUAUGCGCUUCAGAGGGAAACAUGUUCCGGGGCGGAUCGAGCUCCUGUACAAUCUGACAGCGGACGCAGAAAAGCGAUACAAAGGCCUCUCAUCACGUGUCUAUUUCACACAUGGUGCAGAACAGAGCGGAACUGUGGGUCAUAACUUCAACCUCAGCAUCAACCAGCAGGAGUGUGAUCACCACACGGCCUACGUACGGAAAGAAGUGAAGGAUGUGUUUGCAGCCAUCGUGUUCGAGACGUCCUACAGCCUGGGCAGACACGUAGUGGAUGUGCGUCAGGAGAACGAGCUUGCUGCACUCACUCCUGUCCUGCGCUGGAGAAAAGGAGAGAAGAUUGCAGCACGGAAUGAGACCUGGUUUGAGAAGAACUGUCUGUCCGAUGACUGCGCUGCUGACCUGAAGCUUCACGGCAAACUGCUGCUUUCUGGGCAUCACGUCAGACCUCAUCUCGCUCUCGGUGGCGUGAAAAACGUGUCUCUAAAUAUAACCAUCAUCAACUCCGGAGAUGACGCUUACGACACCAACAUCUACAUAAAUUUUUCCAGGGAGGUUCACUACAUAAACUUUCUGCAGAGGGAGGAGAAGGGCAUCUCCUGUGAACUGGUUCAGCUGGACUUUCUCAAAUGCAGUGUGGGAUUUCCUUUCAUGAGAGCACAGACGAAGUAUCAUCUUUCUGUUCUGUUUGACACGAGUCACCUGUCAGGGGAAAAUCAAACACUGCUAUUUUUGGUACAUGCCAGGAGCGCGAACCCGGAACAUGAGAACACGUUACACGAUAACAGGUUGGAGCUUUUCAUCCCGCUGGUACACGAAGUGGAUACAGCUGUUACUGGUUUGGUUACUCCGUCCUCGUUCGUGUAUGGAGGUUCAGUCGACUCGUCUCGCUUUGUUCAGCUGGAGGACUUUGAGUGCAACUUUCAGCCUCUCAACUUCACCUUUCAGGUGAUAAACAAUGGGCCGAGCAGACUCCCGGGCUCCACCGUGGACAUGAGGAUUCCAAACAGGCUGCUAGGAAAUGGAGUCGACAUGUUCCACAUCAUAGACACACAAGUAGCUGAGGGCAAAGGGAACUGCACAUGGACCAGAAACCCCACCCCGUGUAUCAUCCCCCAGGACAGAGAGAAUAUUUUCUACACCAUCUUCGCGUUCUUCACCAAGUCUGGCAGGAAGGUCUUGGACUGUGACCGGCCAGGAAGAGCCUGUAUGACCAUUUCCUGUAGUUUAGGAUCCCAAGCUAAAGACGAAGCUGCGGUUAUUGAUGUGCGAAUGCUACUGAACACUGAAACUCUUAAGAAAGACAGCUCGUCGGUUAUUCAGUUUGUGACACGAACUCAUGUCCGAGUGCACAGCCAGGCUGUAGAGGUGUCUGGUGGCCUUCCAGAAGACAUUUCUCUGGUGUUUGAGGCGCUGCACAGUCAGGAGCCCAGGGGUUAUGUGGUGGGCUGGAUCAUUGCCAUCAGUCUGCUGGUGGGGAUCCUCAUCUUCCUCCUGCUGGCGGUGCUGCUCUGGAAGAUGGGGUUUUUCCGGCGGCGUUACCGGGAGAUAAUCGAGGCAGAAAAGAACAGGAACGACAGUGAUGAAAGCUGGGAUUGGGUUCAGAAGAGUGAAUAAAAGCUGGGAUUUGGUUCAAAUGGCCCACUAAGCUGCUGCCUUCACCUCAUCCAUGUUCUUCACCUCAUGCCCUCAUCCUGUCUUCCAUAUGUGGAAGAAAAGAAUCUUCUCCAAAUUUUUCGGAGCUUUGACACUUUUUUGUAGUGAAAAUGGAUAUUCAGGCAUGACGACGUGGUUCACCAGAUAUGACUCUUAGUGGAAUUCCAUACGGAGGUGGCCAUGUGCCAGCUGGAGCAGAGACACACAGAGAGAACGAGGUGGAAGGAAAGAAACUGAGACUUUCAGAAAUUGCAUCAAACUAUCAGAUCAUUAAACCCUCAGGGCCGUGUUUAAAGAGCAAAAGACUUAUUUUUUUACAUCAUGUGUUCCUCUAUGUUGUGUGAAUGAGAGCUUUGUGAGGGCUUUUAGGUUUCUGGCCUUCUCAUAUCUAUUUCUUUUAGUAAUGAAGUUUGAAAGCACUGAUUACUGAUACAUGCUGAAGACUUGAUACUCUUCGUCUAAAGAUCCAUGUUCCAGGAAGAACAGAAUAAAGUAGAGGAAGUUGGAAACAUCCUGUGAA